AACUAUAUUCUUCGUCUCACAAGCAGUCAACAAUGGGGGAGGAGUAAGAGCAGAUUGCAAAAAUAUUGUUGUGAAGAAGAAGCAGCCGCCCUAUUGAUCCAGUUCUUAUCUCAUCCGAGCUCGGCAAGUUCUGAUUACAGAGAGAUGCAAACCGCGGUGUUGAAUCCUAUCUAUUCUUCAUGCAUCAGAAGAACUCAACAAGCCCUAGACCCUCCUUCAACAACCGCAUUAUUCCAUGCCCGCUUAUCCCUCACGAACUCCAUUUUCCUUGCCCGUCAACAAAUUGAGCGACGAUGGAGCAGCUCGGCUCAUUUGAUGAGAACCCAUUUCUCUAACAGAAAACGCACAGGAGAUAUAAAGGCUGUUGCUACCCCAGGUUCCACAGUGGAAUUGUCAUUAACAGCAGGAAACGUGGAGAGUGUACUGGAUGAAGUUCGGCCUUAUCUCAUUGCAGAUGGGGGUAAUGUAGAAUUACUUGAAAUUGAUGGCAAUAUUGUGAGGUUGAAGCUACAAGGAGCAUGCGGUUCUUGCCCAAGUUCUGCAAUGACUAUGAAAAUGGGAAUUGAACGCCGCCUGAUGGAAAAGAUUCCUCAAAUAGUUGCAGUGGAACCUAUAGCAGAUGAGGAAAUUGGGUUAGAGUUGAAUGAAGAAAAUAUCGAGAAUGUUCUUGAGGAACUAAGACCUUACCUGGUGGGUGCAGCGGGUGGAAGGCUUGAACUAGUGAAAAUAGAGGAGGCGAUUGUGAAAGUAAGGAUAACUGGUCCGGCAGCAGGGGUAAUGACGGUUAGAGUGGCUGUUACACAGAAGCUUAAGGAGAAGAUUCCGACCAUUGCAGCUGUUCAGCUUUUAUCAUAAGCUGGUCACAUUAAGAUAUUCUAUAAGACUAUAAUCUAUGUUAUGUUGGUUAUUACACCCUUUCAUUGUUGGUUGUAAAAUGUGUUAACAUAACCUUCAAGACAUAGAAAAUUCUUUGGAGAAUAACUCAUUUUUUGAGUUGUGAAUACUGAAAUUGGUUUCUUGGAUUACAUGAUGAUCCAUAGAAUAAAGUUUAAGGAACUAUUUGAUAUUA
This is a messenger RNA of Impatiens glandulifera, 1069 nucleotides long. RefSeq names its product nifU-like protein 2, chloroplastic. Gene Ontology annotation, cellular component: mitochondrion; chloroplast stroma. NCBI's taxonomy places the organism in Eukaryota, Viridiplantae, Streptophyta, Magnoliopsida, Ericales, Balsaminaceae. The transcript is spliced from 4 exons. Gene Ontology annotation, molecular function: iron-sulfur cluster binding; iron ion binding. Bases 145 to 855 code for a protein of 236 amino acids. The record is from RefSeq and is a predicted model, not a curated record. Gene Ontology annotation, biological process: iron-sulfur cluster assembly.